Messenger RNA from Dacryopinax primogenitus, 588 nucleotides. RefSeq lists its product as uncharacterized. The transcript is spliced from 2 exons. NCBI's taxonomy places the organism in Eukaryota, Fungi, Basidiomycota, Dacrymycetes, Dacrymycetales, Dacrymycetaceae. The record is from RefSeq and is a predicted model, not a curated record. Bases 1 to 588 code for a protein of 195 amino acids.
AUGUUUAGGAGCAGGUGGUCUGCAACAUUCAAGAAUGGAAGGACUGGUUGUGGAUGGCAAGAGCAUCUGAAGGGCCUCAUAAAGGCUCAUCAUCAGCAGGCAGCAGAAGCGGUGGAUCUUGAAGCCAGGGGAUCUACAAGGCCCAUGCUCAUAGACAGCAGAGUGGAAUCUGACUAUGAAGAUGUGGAAGAUAAGGAAGAGGAAGGAGAUGAGGAGCAGGUGCUGGGUGGAGGCGUUGGAGUGCUUCUUAUGCAUCAAGAGGAUGCUGUAGGGAAUGGCAGUCAUACUGCUGCUACACCCACCAGUAUGGUAGGUAUGAACCCUCCUACUGUCAACAGGUCCAACACUGGAUAUGCCUCAAUUCUUGUGGAGGCUGUCACCAGCAACAUGUGCAACAUUGCCGCAGUUCUCCUCACCGUCAAGGAGAACAACCAUGAAACGGACACCAUCCAAGCUUCGAUGGGAGAUAUAUGCACCAUACAGAUGGACACCUCCCCUGGUACUGGCAGUGCAGCAGAUAUGGAUGGUGGGGAGAACCCAGCUGCUGGCAGAGGUGGAAUGUCUAGCGGGGUGCAGGCUGGACAAUGA